Messenger RNA from Botrytis deweyae, 756 nucleotides. RefSeq lists its product as uncharacterized. Lineage: Eukaryota; Fungi; Ascomycota; Leotiomycetes; Helotiales; Sclerotiniaceae. Bases 1 to 756 code for a protein of 251 amino acids. The transcript has 2 exons. The record is from RefSeq and is a predicted model, not a curated record.
AUGGCAUCGAAAAGAAUAAUUCUUGUUACUGGAGCCAACACGGGCAUCGGUUUUGACACCACCUACGCGCUUGCCAGCACAAGUCCUAACAACCACAUCAUUCUCGCCGCCCGCAGCGCUGAGAAGGGUAGCAAAGCCCUCGCCGAGAUUGAAGCUCGCAAACCGGCGGGGACGAUCAGUCUGAUCGAGCUCGACAUCACAAAGGACGAAUCUAUCGCAGCUGCUGUGGCCAAGAUCACCGCCGAUUUCGGUGUGCUCGAUGUACUCGUGAACAACGCUGGGGUUAUCCCCCAAGAUGCUAUCGAUCGUCGUUCCGCUUAUAUCACGACUCUUAACACCAAUUCUGUCAGUCCCCUUCUCUUGACUGAAGCUAUGGUACCGCUUCUCCAGAAAUCAAAGGACCCUCGGAUUAUUAACGUUAGCUCAUGUUUGGGCUCCGUUUCUGAGAGGCUAAACCCCGAUUUUCAGUAUUAUGGCGCGACGGAAGAGGGAUAUCGUAUGUCCAAGGCGGCACUGAACAUGGCGACUGCGUGCAUGUCUGUGAAUUACAAGAGCUGGGGAGCGAAGGUCUGGGCUUUCUGUCCGGGGUAUGUUGUCACGAACUUGACCGGCGAGAAGGACAGACAAAACAGGAUAAACCAGGGAGCUGAAAGCUCGGAGACUAGUGCCGCUGGGAUUGUCGAUAUCGUUGAGGGCAAGAGGGACGGGCAGCCUGAUGAAUUUUUGGCAAAAUAUGGCAAAUCCUGGAAUUGGUAG